This is a messenger RNA of Notodromas monacha, 719 nucleotides long. The record is from the annotation of a GenBank genome assembly. NCBI's taxonomy places the organism in Eukaryota, Metazoa, Arthropoda, Ostracoda, Podocopida, Cyprididae.
GCAGAAAAAUAUUAGUUGCUGCUCUUUUACGUCAAGUUCGUGACCACAAAACGAUACAGUGCAUACACCCGGAAUCAGUCUGGAACUCUAGAUUCUAGAAGACGUACCCAAAUAGCUCGUUUUGUGGAACUGAGUCAAAGCUUUAAGAAUAAGUUCACUGUUCUUCUUGCGCGAACGUGACGACUUUCAACGAAGCAAUCAUCGAGCGGUUAAGGAACUUGUUAUCGUCACCUUUCUGCUGCAAAUCGUCUCGGCAGGAAGUUGACGAAUUGGCCACUCUUACAGCGAUUGCGACACAAACGUCUUCAAUUCUUCCCACCAUCACCAAGCGAAUUAUCUCCGGAGAUCUUGGAAUCAAACUAAUGGCGACUCAUCGUCCAGUGUUCGGAUACUGGCGACUGCGAGGGUUGGGACAGUCCAUUAAACUUCUGCUUGCUCAUGCUGGGGUGGAUUAUCAGCUAAAGGAAUAUCCGCUGGACUGGGAAGAAUGGAGUGCUGACAAAUACGGACUCAAACUGGACUUUCCAAAUCUGCCAUUUUAUAUUGACGACCAAGAGGGAGUUCGGCUGACCCAGAGUCUAACAAUCUUGCGCUUUCUGGGCCGCAAACACGGAUUGAUGCCCAAGAUUGAGAAAGAAAUUCAACGCGCUGAACUUUGCGAACAGCAAAUGGAAGAUUUACGCAAAGCCAUCGUGGAACUCGUAUACAAAGACUGGGUU